AUGACGAUAAAAGUUGUUUGUGACCGUUGUCCGGCAUAUUCAGCAGCGCCAAGCAAUUUAUCUGCCAUGUUUAACCAGAAAUGGGUUCCACCGCCUCCGCCGGCUCCGCCGGCUCCUCCUAUUGCGUUGCCACCGACAAUGUUUUAUGUUUAUAGGACUUCUCGGCAGCAGCAGAAGAAACGUCGACUAGAGACGCCGGCUACUCAAGUCAAGUGUAUAUGUAAAUGUACUCCAUCAGAGAGCCUGCGGGCGGAUCCUGUAAUUCACUGUUCGCGGUGCAAUACGGCGUACCACGUCCGCUGCAUGGGUUCUCCACCGCUGGGCUUUUCGUUUAUAUGCCCGCGGUGUCGACUGGAGUUGCUGGAUCCGUUCUACCCGGUGGUGAAGGUAUUACAUUUGUUGCCACUGUUUGAUGACUCUGAAGAGAGCAAGCGAGUGAUGCCGCUACAAUCGCCAAACAUCCAUGAGCUGAGGCGGAAAGGUUGCGAAGUAUUCAUUAUUUGUUUUCGGCUGAAUCAUUGGGACAACAUGUUGGUGCAUGAGUGGCCGUUGACAUUGGUUGCGACAGUGAACAAUAACGUAGAGAAGAUCAAGGAGCCGGAGUAUGAGCAUAAGCGUCGCGAUUUGCCGAUGAAGAUAACGCCGUAUCUCUUUGGAGAGACUCCGAAUGAGAUCAAGGUGGUAGCGCACAACUUUGCCAAAAGCGACCCGUGGGCGAUCGCAGUUGUUCUCUCUCGGCAGGAAACGGUGGAGCAAAUUUUGUCGAACGUGUUGGCACAGAAUCGACUGCCAUUUGACGAGUCGAGAAAGCUCAUGCUGGCAUACAUCGACAAGUUCUUCGGCAAAGGUGGCACCGCCGACGACGAGAUUGACAUCGUAGACACUUCCUGUAAAGUGCGGCUUACCGAUCCCAUUACGCGAACACGAAUUGACACACCCGUCCGAGGCCGAGAGUGCAAACACCUGCAGUGCUUCGAUCUCAAAGCCUUUCUCACCGUUACCAAGAACAGUAAGGCCUUCGCCAAUCGCUGGCGCUGCGUCGAAUGCAACCGAUGGACACGACCCAACGAACUUGUGGUAGACUCCUUCGUUCAAUUCCUACUCCAAUCCACCUCCGACGACACUGAAGCCGUCAUCUUCAAUGAACAAGGCGACUGGGAAGAACUCAAAAUCGGCUACGAACCGGGAUCCGUUUGCGAUGAUGAAGACCUGCACGACACUCACACCAAAGUCGAGCCACAUACAAUUGACCUGGUCGAUCUCGACGACGACGACCUCUCUCCCAUGCCUUCACCCGUCACCGAACCUUCUGCAGACAACGCCAUCCCGACAGGCGCUGUCUCCGCCCCCAGAGGGGCAACCUCUGGAGGGGCAACCUCUGGAGAUGCAGCCGAAGAGGCGCCGGUCGCAAGAGAACAAUCUCACGCCGUGCUGGACAUCCGCUCUAGUUCCGGCGCCAGCAGCUCCAACGCCAUCAGUAGCCCCGUCAGUAGCCCCGUCAUAGACUCACCCGCAGACCUAGUCGUAGACCCGGCUCUAGGCUCGGUGGUUGUAGAGGAGAAGACCGCUCAAAAAUGGGAGCGUAUCGAGCCGGAAACAGGCGAGCAGGAGGGAGCAGGUGACACGGAUGGAAUAGGAGAGGAAGGCAGAUUAGUGGAGAGGGCAGUGGAGCUGGAGAGGGCAGUGAAUGAGCCAAACCCGCCGCCGACAGAAGCCGCACCUGCUGCUUUUCUGGAGGAAAUGCGCGGCACGCGCGAACCUAGCACAGGCGGCGAGCAAGUACUUUCACUUGACGAGCCUGCACCUUCCGAUUCCAGAACGCAGACUGUUACAGCGCCCGAACAAGACGUCGUAGCAGGACAGGGUCUUGAGGAAGGACAGCAACCGCAAAGCCGACAGACUGCCGAAACCCGCACCGAGCAAAGUGGUGGACCAGGACCUGCGCUGUCUGAGCAAACCCAAGUGGAGACGAUGCAGCAAUGGUCGCCGUCUCCGGCCAAGGAACGGGUGCAACAGCCAACAGCACCAACGAGUGCCUCUCAAGUGAAUGCAUCUCCCACUAAUGCAUCUCCCACUAAUGCAUCACCCACUAAUGCAUCACCCACUAAUGCGUCUUCCGUCAGUGCUCCAUGCCGCUCGCCCGAUGCGGCUUGGAGCAUUGGUUCGCCGGUGAGCAGUUCACCUGCUGUAGCGCCGAAUGUGUCCCGAUUUUCACCGGGAGAGAUGUCUGCCUGCUCCGAUAUUCCGAGUCCCCAAAAUCUUGUAUCGUCCAUCGCUCACGAGAGUCGGUGGUCAGCCGACGCAGAAACCUUCGGAAACAACUCGUCACAGCAACCUUCUGGAUGGAGUGGAAUGACCGGUCAAAAUAGCGGAACCAACGAAGAAAGCAACCAAGGAAAUAAUGGAGUGAGCAACUGGGGACUGGCGACCCACGGACCUCAAAUGAUGUCGCUAAUAAAUGAUUCCGGUGUCCAACAACCUGGUGUCCAACAACCUGGUGUCCAACAACCUGGUGUCCAACAACCCGGUAUCCAACAACAGGGCGGAGUGUUUCAGAGCUCUGGUGGUCUGGCGGCUUCCGCUUCCGUGAUCCACGGCCAAGUGAAUUACGGCGGUCAAGUGAAUUACGGCGGCCCGACAGACCAUGGGCAGGUCAGUCAUUAUUGUCAGGCCCAACCGGCCGGCCGGCCUGUCUCCUCCUCGACUGGUUACCAGUCGCUGGUCUUUCAACCGCCCCCUCCGCCACCCGUGAAUGGACGGGGCCAGGGGCGAACCAAGGGCAAGCUAGGUCGACCGGGGUCAUCGAACAUGUACCCCGGCAAGGCACAGGGUCAAGUGCAAGGUCCAGUGCAGGAAUAUCACCACUCGGCAGCCGAUGGUAGCUACCGUGUGGACUAUACUACCUCGCAGCGCCCGCAAACUGAAAGCAGCGAGCGGUCUUAUCCGGACGCGAUAUAUCACCCAGAAGGCUCCUACCCCACAGACCCCGGAGGACAAGGCUAUUCGGUUCAGCACCGACCAACCGUUUCUCAGCCACUGGCUUCUCAGUCGCUGGCUUCUCAGAAGCCUGUGCGGAUGACACCGGGGUCCUACCCACCGUACCAGUCGUCAUCACACCAGUCGGGAUUCUACCACCAAGGGUCGUAUCCGGCGGGGUCUUACCGAGCAGGGUCCUAUCCAACCGGGUCUUACCCGUCAGGGUCCUACCCUGCCGGGUCCUACCCUGCCGGGUCCUACCAAGCUGGGCCCCCCUACCAGCCAGUCUCGUACUCCACCUCCUCUGGUCGACAGCCGGAAGCACCACGACUCGCGGAGAGCAGGCAACACGCGCCGUACUAUACUUCUCACGGCGAGGAACAGAGCAUCGACUUAGAGGACGAGGCAGCGGGUGUGGUCGAUAUGGCAUUUGGUCCGGUAGCAGGAGAACGGCGACGUUUUUUGGGUCCUCCAUGA
Molecule: messenger RNA, 3453 nt
Organism: Gregarina niphandrodes
Lineage: Eukaryota; Apicomplexa; Conoidasida; Eugregarinorida; Gregarinidae
Product: MIZ zinc finger protein
Exons: 1
Coding region: 1-3453 (1150 amino acids)
Biological process (GO): protein sumoylation
Molecular function (GO): zinc ion binding; SUMO ligase activity
Source: RefSeq, a predicted model, not a curated record